Molecule: messenger RNA, 663 nt
Organism: Geodia barretti
Lineage: Eukaryota; Metazoa; Porifera; Demospongiae; Tetractinellida; Geodiidae
Source: the annotation of a GenBank genome assembly
GCACGAAAGGAAAUCGACAUAGCAAGGAACUAUCGCAUCAACCAUCGGAUCCGCGCACCAGAAGUGCUCUUGGUGCAGCGUACGAGCAAUGGUGCAACCUCAUCCACCGCGAUGCAGCGUAACGAGGCACUUAACCUCGCACAAGAAGCCGGACUUGACCUCGUCGAGGUCGGUCCCGAUCAGAAUCCGCCGGUCGUCCGCAUGAUGGACUACGGCAAAUUUAAGUUCGAUCAAUCCAAACGGGCCAAGGAGGCUCGAAAAGCAUCUAGGGCGACCAGCGAACUGAAGAAGGUCCGCCUGACCCCGAAAAUUGCCGAGAACGACAUCCAACAAAAAACCAAGCGAGUCCUCGGAUUCCUUCAAGACGGCGCCAAAGUCCAAGUCUUUGUCCGAUUCCGCGGGCGCGAACAAGCGCAUCCAGAGAUCGCAAUGGAUGUCUUGCGGCGCGUCGCCACAGGCGUUGCCGAAUACGCUCGAUUGGAACAGAAACCGGUCAUGGAAGGCCGCAUGCUGAGCAUGAUGCUCGCACCGAGAGCCGGCAUCAGCCGUCCCGCCAGCAAAGCGGUCGCUGUGGAACCACGGCACCGCAAUCGGCGCCGAAACGGAGAGUCGACCGAGUCUGCCGAAACCGAAACCAGAGAACCGGUCGCACAAUCCGUCUGA